Messenger RNA from Hyla sarda, 2151 nucleotides. It is a transcript of the gene NABP2, whose product is annotated as nucleic acid binding protein 2. Gene Ontology annotation, biological process: double-strand break repair via homologous recombination; response to ionizing radiation; mitotic cell cycle checkpoint signaling. Lineage: Eukaryota; Metazoa; Chordata; Amphibia; Anura; Hylidae. The transcript has 7 exons. Bases 525 to 1139 code for a protein of 204 amino acids. Gene Ontology annotation, cellular component: SOSS complex. The record is from RefSeq and is a predicted model, not a curated record. Gene Ontology annotation, molecular function: DNA binding.
AAGAAAGCGGGGUCGGUUGGAGAGGGUUGUGAUAUAUCGGGACUGGAGGACGCUGUCGUGACAGAGGCAGCGGACUUGCCAACCUAAAGGUAUUCUAUGUUAUCAGUGUCACCUCGCCCUAGUACAAUGCUGCCUGCCAGGGACAGGUGAGCUGUAGAGCGUGUACAGUACAUACAGCACUUCUAUACCCAAUGCUGGGUGCUGAAAGGGGACUUAGUCCUGGAAGUAAGGACUGGUAGGGAAAUACAGAAAUGAUCACCCUGAUGCCUGGCACCAUAGAUACAUGUGAUCAGAUGGGUUGGAUGAGUUGGAUUUCGACCAGUAUUCCCCAACCUAUUGCCCUCUAACUGUUGCAGAACUACAACCCCCAACAUCCUAGGACACUGCAUGGACCAGUGAUUUACUGAGUGGACGAAACCCUGCAGGAGGAAGAGGCAAGCAGUGGGGGACUGGAAGGAGGCAGAGUGGGAGCUGCUGGAGACGGGUUAGGAUUGGAACGCUAUUAGCCUGGGAGGAAGGCCACUAUGACCACUGAAACCUUUGUGAAGGAUGUGAAGCCUGGACUUAAAAACCUCAAUGUUAUCUUCAUUGUACUUGAAACAGGUAGAGUGACCAAGACAAAGGAUGGACACGAAGUCAGAACAUGUAAAGUGGCAGACAAGACCGGCAGCAUCAACAUCUCUGUAUGGGAUGAUGUGGGGAACUUAAUUCAACCUGGAGACAUCAUAAGACUGACAAAAGGGUAUGCCUCUGUCUUUAAAGGUUGUCUUACCCUAUACACAGGAAGGGGAGGGGAUCUGCAGAAGAUCGGAGAAUUUUGCAUGGUUUAUUCUGAAAUGCCUAACUUUAGUGAACCAAACCCUGAUUAUGUUGCACAGCAAUCCCAAAGCAAACAGGCACAGGUUGAGAGCGGGUCAGGAGCAGCUAACCACAACUCCUCAAACAAUGCUGCUCCUCCAGCUACAGAGCUACCCAACGGUAAUGGAAAUAACAACCAGGUUAGUACUGUACACCAGCCCCCUGCAACUCCUCACCAGUCAAGUGGACGAAUUACACGCAGCCAACCCAACCACUCGGUCCCUGGUGCACCAAACUCAAUCAGUAAUGGCAAAGAAACACGGCGGACUGGGAAAAGAUAGCGGAUCAAAGAUGGUGACCAAAAACUCUUAUGCUCUUCUCUUGGCGCCUAAAUCUGGAGAAAAGGCCAGAUUUUUAUGUUACUCAUCUCUCAUCAGAAGAGGUCAGGAUCUGGAUGAUGUUUAAUGAAGCCUCCCAGUGCAUUAUACAACCUAUAUGUAAGGAAAUGUUCUUACAGUGUAAAAGAUCACCGUAUCUUUUAGUAUUUCUGUAGUAUUAGAUCCUGUGCGCGCAGUGCAGAAAAACCGAAGCCCUUAGAAGCUGGGCUGUAGAUGUGUAUCCUUGGCCUGUGUGUUUUUGCUAUACAUAACUCAGCAGUGUUAAUAGCAGGUGAGUUAUUUGGAUGGAAAUAUCUGUUUUUAUUAGACACUGAGCUUGGAAGAGGAAAUUCUUAGUCUUUCCACUUUUAUUAAUUGUAAGGACGCAACUGGAUGAAUUGAUCAGAAGAAGGCAUUUAUAAACUCCCUGGUAUUUUGGCAUCUGAUAUCUGCUUUUUUAUUGCAAUCUAUUUUGUUUUUAUAAAUAAUUUUUUAAUGGGCUGCAUAUCUUCUUAAGGAAUCUCUUUUUAUCUGCUUCUGUAUGACCUUCUAAUAAUCCCUUUUAUUUAUCAAUCUGACAGCAGAGAUUGGGUUCAGUGGAUGAUGGCUUAAAGUAAAUUUACUAUACUAACAGUACAGGAUAUUCGAUAAAAAAAAAAAAAAAAAAAAUCUUCUUCCAUUUUGAGUGUAAUUCACAUUUACCGGACCGGUUAUCAGUAUAAUCCUGAAAAUGUUAUUCUAAUGGAUAUUUUUAAUGCCCAAAGGAAAUAAGCCUAAAUAAACUAAGAUAGCUGUCGGACAAGCUCUUGUUCAAGAACAACAGCAGCAGUUUAUCGCCUCAAGCGGUUUUUCUCUCCACAGUGUAGUGGCCGUGCCUGUAUACUGCAGCUCAUCUCUCAUUCCCCUUAAAGGGGUUCUCCACUGCCCAGUCUUCCGGCGCUCCGCUCGCAGCGUCCGGAAGUUUAUUACUCCGGAC